Owenia fusiformis is the source of this 3127-nucleotide messenger RNA. NCBI's taxonomy places the organism in Eukaryota, Metazoa, Annelida, Polychaeta, Sabellida, Oweniidae. The record is from the annotation of a GenBank genome assembly.
UGUUUAACCACCUGUUUUGAUCAUGUUUAAAUCGCAGCGUUUGAAAUUGUUUGACAUAUGAACGCUAUAACUGUGCGCGAUGCACAUCUCUAUCAUUUCAGGAUUUGUUGCACUAUGCCUUUAUAUUCAAGUCGUCGAAAGUGGCUGGUGUACCAGUCGAAGGCAACGUGUGGAACAAUACACAGUGCGAGUAUCUGGCUCACGGGCGAGUAGAUACAGUGCCAAAUGUGGCUUUUUAAAUUGGAAGAGGUGUACAAGAUAUCGAUACCACACGACAUAUUCGAGCCAACCAAGAGCAAGAACGGUAACAUAUUCUGUCCGAGUCUGCUGUGCCGGAUACAAGGGAUCAAAUUGUGAUAUUCCGAUAUGCAAUGGAGGGGCAUCGUGUUUCAAUGGCGGAACGUGUAUAAGACCAAACUACUGUGCAUGCCGCACGGGAUUUGCGUCACCCUCGUGUUCAGAUAUUGAUGAGUGCGCAUCUCGAAAUGGUGGAUGUGCUCAUACGUGCAUUAACACUGUUGGCAGUUACAGAUGUUCUUGUAGAACGGGUUAUGCCCUUAAUGGAAAGGCCUGUGUAGAUAUCAAUGAGUGUAACAAUGGAAAUGGUGGAUGUGCUCAAACAUGUACAAACACAGUCGGAAGCUACACAUGCUCUUGCAAAACAGGGUAUAGCCUUUCCACCACCAACAGGCGCAGUUGUAUAGAUAUUGACGAGUGCAAACUGGGGACUUCUCGUUGUGUACAUGGAUGCAUUAACACACUGGGGUCUUACAGAUGUUCGUGCCAAGGGGGAUACACUCUUCAGUCAGACGGAUUUUCAUGCAGUGAUAUCAACGAAUGUGCACAACUUAAUGCCGGCUGUAGCCAACGAUGUGUGAAUACCCAGGGUUCAUUUCGUUGUGAAUGUAAUGCCGGGUAUAGACUGAAUGGACAGAGUUGUGAUGAUAUUGAUGAAUGUGCUCUGUCAAAUCAAGGUUGUCAGCACAUAUGUGAAAACACACUAGGCUCAUAUCGCUGUUCCUGUAAUACUGGUUACGUCUUAGAUGACAACAAGAAAACAUGCAAAGAUGAAGAUGAAUGUACCCAAGAUCUUUGUGACCAAGGCUGUAGCAAUACUCCUGGAUCAUACAAAUGUUCUUGCAAUGCCGGGUAUGCACUCAGCAGUAAUGGGAGAACUUGCUCAGAUGUUGAUGAGUGUCAAAACAACAAUGGUGGAUGUGAUCCGGAUUUAAUGAAAUGUAUCAAUUCUAUUGGCUCAUUUGGUUGUGAUUGCCUCAACGGGUAUACACUUGAAGACGAAACAAGUAAAACAUGUGCAGAUAUUGAUGAAUGCCAGGAAUUCAAUGCUGGAUGUCAACAGAUUUGUAAGAACUCCGCUGGUUCGUAUAGCUGUGACUGCAAUUCUGGGUACUUGCUCCAGGAUGAUGCUGUGACCUGCGCAGACAUCGAUGAGUGUGUACAAGACACAGAUGGUUGUGCGGAAGGCUGUGUGAAUACCCCUGGCGGAUUUAGGUGUACUUGCAAGCCUGGAUUUUCUCUUGAAAGUAAUGGGAAACUGUGUGCAGAAACAAAUGAGUGUCUUACAAAUAAUGGUGGCUGUACGCAUACCUGUACUGACAACUAUGGCAGUUUUGUAUGUUCCUGUCCCGAUGGUUUCCUCCUUGGUCCUGAUAAGUUGACCUGCAUUGAUGAGUCAACAAUUGUAGAUGCAUGUCACCCUAAUCCUUGUAAACAUGAUGGAAAAUGUUCCCUUGCUGGAAAUGACGAUGGUUUCGCUUGCGCAUGCGGGGAUUCAGGGUUUGGAGGCAAGUUGUGUGACAAAGGAAUCUUAAAUGCUAAUGUUAUUGAUGAUUCAUUCAACUCUGGGCAGAAAUCGGGAUCCAUUCAAGUUCAGGCAAAGCCAGAUACCAGUCUUACUAUUACUCCUACUGCCCCGGGACUCUCGUUCCUACCUCCAUCCUUACAACUGACAAAUGAUGUAACAUCCGGUGUAUUUGACGUGAAAAGCAUUUCGUCGGGUGUAAAAGCAAUAAAGUUCAUUCUCUCUGGAAUUGACGCAAAUAUAUUUGAGUUUGUCAAUGAUUUGCAAGUGUUUGUCAAAGAUGUGUUUGCACGUUUAAAACUAGCGCGGAAGAUUUUACCCGGUGGAUGCUUUCCACUAGCUUUAACCAGUUGCCCAGCUGUGUUUGAUGCCGAUAUUGGACUAUCUUCUACGGCGGAAUGGUAUCAGCUUAACUCAAAUACAAAUGUUAAAUUUACGCUUGGUAUUACAUUUGUCGUCAUCAAUGGCUUCCCAUUACCAAUUUCACUUAGAGGAGUUCAGGUUGAGACUGGAUCAAACUGGAAACUUUCUCUGGCUAGUUCAUACAGGAAAGAAAGUGAUGGGACACUCUUAAACACUCCGAGGAAGCCAGGGUGUAAUAUCUCACUUACUUUACAAGAUAUACAAGACUUCAUUAAAGGAAACUCUUUUAUCAACACAUAUUUCAACACUUUGACGAACCUCCUUCCGAAAUGGAUAAGCAUCCUUCCAACCGACAAAACCCUUCUUGGAACAACAAGCUUGAAAUCUAGCGUCAUGACUGGAGAACAGUUAUCCCUUAUUAAACCAUGUGCUGGAGCCCCUGUUUUCAAGGACAAGAUAUACUCGACAUUUCGCUUUGAAACGGACACUAAAUUGGUUGUUUUCGAUCACGAGGUUACGAUUCCAGUACUAAAAGGACAGCAGUUUUGUUUGAUCGUAGAUUUAUGCCAAGACCUUGGCGGUACAGUUAUUCUCAUGUUCCCGACUCCACUAUCGAGGAGAAAACGGGAUACUUACUCUGGUUGUGACAUUCUUAGUAAAAUACCCAUGAUUGGUAAAAUUGAGAAUUCAACUGGAUUUGAUAUAUGUGUAAGAGGAAUGGGAUUCUCGCUAACUAAACAAUUGGAAGUUACGUCUCGUUUUUCGAGAACUCCAACUGCAGUAAAAUUAUGGAAUGGAGAUCAGCAUUUUGAUUACAAGUUGUUUCCCGCUGCUCAUGUAUGGCUGGCCGGUGAAGCACAUAUGGCAAAAACGAGUAAAGAACUUUCCAUCGACAUGUUUGCAGACACCCAACUUUUUUUAACAGUACCAAACCCCAUGAAG